This is a messenger RNA of Drosophila bipectinata, 11052 nucleotides long. RefSeq names its product nuclear receptor corepressor smrter (gene Smr). Gene Ontology annotation, cellular component: chromatin. Gene Ontology annotation, biological process: regulation of transcription by RNA polymerase II. The record is from RefSeq and is a predicted model, not a curated record. Lineage: Eukaryota; Metazoa; Arthropoda; Insecta; Diptera; Drosophilidae.
AAAAAAAAGAAACUAAAAAAAGAAAAAUUGUUUUUUUUUUUUUUGUGGGGCAUUUCCUAUUGGAGGAUGUCGCAGUGCAAUGGUGUUGCAAGCAACAAGAGCAACAAAAGCAACAACAACAACAACAAGCAUACCAAGUUAAUACCGUUCAUCAAUUCUGGCCACAACAACAAGUGUUUAAGCCAAAAGAGUUCGGCAUGAAAUGGAAGCAGCUAUACGCUCCACUUCAGUGCAGGUCGGUGCUCCGCCGCCCACAAACAACAACAACAACAACAACAGCAGCAGUAGUAGUAGCAACAACAACAGUAGUAGCAGCAGUAGCAGCAACAACAGCAACAUCAACAACAGCAGCAGCAGCAACUCCAGCAGCAACAACAACAACAACAAUAGCAGCAGCAACAACAGCAGUAGCAGCCACAACAAUACACCAAACGGUGCACAACAACAACAACAGCAGCAGCAUCAGCAACAUCAACAACAUCAGCAACAACAACAACAACAUCAUCAUCAAAGGGUUGCCAGCAGCAACCAGCAGCAGCUGCAACAGCAACAACAACAACAACAACAGCAGCAUGAUAAUGGUCCUGCCUCCCUACCCUUUCCAUAUUCAGUGGCUAAUCAGCAAAAUACAAAAUCAACUCAACAACAACAACAACAACAGCAGCAGCAGCAACAACAACAACAACAUCAGCAACAUCAACAACAACAGCAGCAGCAGCAACGACAACACCAAAAGCAACAACAAGCUGCCAACAUGUCCGCGUAUCAGCAACGUUUGCCAUCAGGUGCACCGUCGAUUCACAGGUCGUACAGGACCAUGGAUCAAUAUGCCAAGAUGGGGCACAUGCAACAACUACAGCAGCAGCAGCAGCAGCAACAACAGCAACAGCCACCGCCACCCACGUCCCAGAUGCAGCAGUUGCAUCAUCACCUCCACCAGCAGCAACAGCAGCAGCAGCAGCAGUCCUCGCGAUCGGCUGCGAGUCCCUUGUCGCCGCCACGUCCGGGAGCACCGCCCGGUGGCGGCAUCGGUGGCAGCAGUGGGGGCGGCAGUGGCAACAGCGGCAGCAAUAGUAGCAACGCCGGCGGCAACAGCAGCAACAGCAGCGGCAGUGCCGGCGGCAGCAACAGCAGCAGCAGCAGCAACAAUGCAGCCGUGGCAGCAGCGGCGGCAUCAGCGGCAGCAGCAGCGGCGGGCAUCAACAACAGUUAUCUGCCGCCGUCGCCGCAGCAUCACCAGCAGCAUCGUUUAUUCCAGCAGGCGCCCUACAGUAUGCCCACGGCGUCCAGCUACCGUGAUCCUUCCUAUCCUUCCCGGCUCAGCCAGCUCCAGCAGCAGGCGGCGGCGCAGCAGCAGCAGCAGCAACAACAACAACAGCAGCAGCAGGCGGUGCAGCUGCAGCAACAGGCGGCGGCAGCAGCAGCAGCCGCAGCCGAAGUGGCCCACAUGCCGGAGUAUCACCGGGGCCUGGCACGGGCGACGGUCCAACAACAGUCGCAGGGCGGCAAGUCCGCCAACGGAAGCAGCAGCGGCAGCGGUCCUCCUAGUGGCAGUUCUGGCGGCCCGGGCAGCGGAGGCGGCAGCGGCGGUGGCGGUGGCAGUGGCGGCGGUGGUGGUGGUGUUCCCCCACCAGGCAGCGGUGUGGUCCAAGUGUCACAAUCCGGCGGUGUCCUGGUCAUGGAAGCGAUGCCCCACUAUGCCAGCCAGUCCAACAGCACGUCCUUCCAGCAGCAGCAGCAGCCAGGAGUUUCCGGACCUUCGGGCGGACCAUCUGCUGGCGGCAGCAUAAUGGUGAACAGCAUGAGGAGCAUCCUGAUGCCGCACUCGCAGUACAGCAGCGACCUCCUCUUGAAUGCGGUGGCAGUGGCCGCCACCGGUGGCUCCCAGCGCCAGCAGCACCAGCUCCAGCAGCAGCAGCAACAGCAUCCGCCCGAGCCCUUUGGCGGUGUCGGCGGUGGCGGACAGCAGCCGUACAAGAAGCAACGACUGAGCGAGACGAACGCCAGCAACAUGAAUCACCUGCCUCCACACCCGCAACAGCAGCAGCAGCAGCAGCCACAGCAACAGCAUCCUGCCCACCAGCAACAUCAGCGAUCCUCGCCAGCCCAGCAGCAGCAGCAGCAGCAGCAGCUGAACAGCAGCCGGCAGAGUCACAACGAUCUGGGCAGACAUGUGCAGACCACUCCCCUGGGCAUGCAGCUCAAGGUGGAGACCCUGCCCCCGCAGCAGCAGCAACAACAUCAUCAGCAACACCAGCAGCACCAGCAACAGCAGCAACAUGCCGCCGCCCAGCAGGCCCAGAAUCGGUCCCAGGCGGCGGUCAGCAGCUUGUCCGGAUUACCGGCUGGUUCUGUAACCGUUUCCACGGCGCGAUCUUCAGCGGUGGCCACGUCGGCGUCGAAUAGUGGCAGCAAUGCCUCUGGCGGCAGUAGCAGCGGAGCUGGAGUGGCCAGUACCGAGGCCUACCAUCCGCAGGUGGAGGCCAUAUCACCGACCCUGCCCAGCGACAGUGCCAUCGAGGAGCGCGGCCGGAGCAGCGCCAAGGAGGAUCUACUGAUGCAGAUCCAGAAAGUGGACAACGAGAUCAAGACGGUGGAAACGGCCAAGGAGACGCUCCGGAAAAAGGAGAAGACACUGAUGGAGGAGGCAUCGCUGGCCAAGCAGCAGAAGACCGCCAAGGAGCUGGCCGAGGCGAGUGCCGCCAAUGCCAAUCCCGAUGAGGAGGCGGUCGAGAUUGUGUGGCGCAACCAGAUGCUGGCCAAGAAGAUCUAUGCCGCCAAUCGGAAGACGGCUAAUGCUCAACAUUCCAUGCUCUCCCGUUUCCUAUCCAUAUCUCUAAUGGGCAACAACAACAACAACAAUAGCAGCAGCAAUAACAACAACAACAAUAAUAAUACUACUAGCAACAACAACAACAACAACAUUAAUAUGCACAACAACAAUCUAAAGCCAUGGCUACCGCUAUAUAACCAGCCCCUGGACGUGGGCGCCCUCACCGUCCUCAUCCAGCAGCACCAGAGUCUGGUGCGCGGCCCCCUGCUGCUGCACAUCCGGAAGCUGAAGGCGGAGAGGUGGGCACACAACCAGUCCCUGGUGGAGAAGUACGCCAAGGAGCAGGCCGACUGGCAGCGACGGUGCGAACGGGCGGAGGGCAGUGCCAAGCGGAAGGCGCGCGAGGCCAAGAAUCGGGAGUUCUUCGAGAAGGUGUUCACGGAGCUGAGGAAACAGCGCGAGGACAAGGAGCGCUUCAAUCGGGUGGGAUCGCGCAUCAAGUCCGAGGCCGAUCUCGAGGAGAUCAUGGACGGUCUGCAGGAGCAGGCGCUGGAGGACAAGAAGAUGCGCUCGUAUGCCGUGAUACCGCCACUGAUGCACGAUGCCCGCCAGCGGCGAUGUGCCUACCACAACGAGAACGGGAGGAUCGAGGAUAUGCUGGCGGUGCACCAGCAACGGAAGGCCCUGAACAUGUGGACGGCCGGCGAGAAGGAGACGUUCAAGGAGAAGUAUCUGCAGCAUCCGAAGAACUUUGGAGCGAUUGCGGCCAGUCUGGAUAGGAAGUCGCCGCAGGAUUGCGUCCGCUACUACUACCUCAGCAAGAAGACGGAGAACUACAAGCAGUUGCUCCGCAAGUCCCGCCAGCGCACCCGCAGCUCCCGCAAUCCCGCCAAGGCCCAGGCUGUCCAGCCCCAGUGCAUCAUCGAUUCGAUGACCACCGGCGUCAUGACCCGGCUGCAGCGGGAGCAGCAGCAGAAGAGCGGUGGCCGCUCCUCGGCGGUGGGCGAACGCGAGCGGGCUGAACGGGCGGCGGAACGGGAACGGGUCGCCGAAAAGGCGGCAGCGGACGCGGCCAAGGCGGCGGAAAGUGCCGCCGAGAAGGCCAGCGCCGCGAGCAAGGCGGUGGAGGUGACAGCAGCCGGCGAACGGGUCGCCAAGGCAGCCGCAGCAGCAGCGGCGGCAGCAGCGCAAGUGGCAUCUGGUGGCAGUGCCAGCUCGGCCUCGACCACCGCCACCCCGGCCACCGGAUCAACCGACAAGACCGAAGCGGACAAGGCGGGAGCGGGUGCCGGAGCAGCAUCCUCCUCGCCGGCCACGGCAGCCGCCACAACCUCAGAGAUCUCAGCCGGCAGCGGGGAUUCGUCAAAGGCUCAGAAACCGGACGAGGAAGCGGGCGGAGCCGCCACAGGAACGGCGGCAGCUAGUGAAGCAUCCACCGGCAAAGGGGACACCACCAGCAUGGCCGAGACCGCAUCCGCCAAGGGCGUGGCCAAGGAGCUCGAAGCCAAUGAUGCGCUGGCCAAGAAGACCCAUCCCGAGAACCACAAUGCCACUGGCAGUAGUGCCACACCUGGAGCUGGAGCGGCACAGGGCGUGACCCUGAAUGGAUUCAAGCCUGGCUACCAUCACUCGGUGGUAAUGGCCAACGUGAAGGUGCCGCCAGGCAGCGAGGAAUCCCAAGGAGCAGCCGCCUCCACGGGCGACAAGAUCCUGAAGACGACGGCCGGCCCCAUAGCGGGUGAGGGAGCACCCGCCAGUGGUCCCGGAGUGGCCGGAGGAGUACCCACUCUCACCACCGCCACCACGGCGGGCAACUAUCUGGGCCAGAAGCUGAAGGCCGCCCAGGUGGAGGGCAUGGGAGCUGGCAAUGACCUGCAUUCGGAUGUUAGUGACUCCAAACGUAAGCGGUUCGAACUGAAUCCUGGAGAAUCGGGUGCACUGGGCAGUGCCACCAACAAUGCCACGGCCGGCCCGGCCACCAACAGCAACAGCCUGAAGGCGAAUGUCAAGGAUGCGACCAAGUCGUCCUCCUCAGCGUCAGCCACCGCAUCCGCCGCCAUCACCGCCCCGGUAUCCGCAUCCUCGGCCGCGUCCUCGGCUCCUAUGCUGCUGAUUAGCGCCGCCUCCAUCAUGUCCACCGGCGUGAUGACAUCCGGAACGAACACGGCCACGGCCACGGCGAUAUCGAUGCCCCUGCUGGCGGACGGAGGUGCCGGCAGCCUCAACUCCAUGGCCAACUCCUCGGAGGCUCUAGCCCUGGAUGGAAAAGAUAAAUUGGCGAGCUGCUUUGUGUGCAAGGCGGAGGCCUGCAACCGUACCCGCCCCCUGAAGAAGGGGCGUGGCCAGCAGUACGGCAUACCGGACGAGACGAUUCCGGCGGGAGCGCGGGUGUGCAACCCCUGCCAGUGCAAGUCGGUGCGGAGUCGGUAUCCGCACUGUCCGCUGCCCACGUGCCCGAAUCCCAAGGAUCGGGCCCAGCGGCUGAGGAAUAUACCGUCGCGCCUGUUCGAGCUGGCGCCGGAGGUGAGGGACCCGGUGAUGGCCGAGUUCCAGAUACCGCCGCACGCCACGCGCUGCUGUUCCGCCUGUCUGAUGCGCAUCCGCCGGAAACUGGAUCCGCAACUGAAUCUCAACGAUGCCGCCAUGUUGGGCGGGCCCGGCGGCGGAGCCGGUGGCAGUGGUGGCCUCGGCGCCGGCAGCGGCAGUGGCGGCGAUGAAACGGAUGUCAGUACGUCCUCCUGCGAUGAACGGGAACCGGGCGGCUCCGAUACAGCAUCCGUGGACAGCCCCGAGAACUUGCAGCGUCACAAAUCCUUGACUUUGGUGAAGCAACAACAACAACAGCAGCAGCAACAACAACAGCAACACUUGCAGCAGCAGCAGCAACAACAACAACAGCAGCAACAUCAGCAACAACAACAACAACAGCAACCGUUGUCGCAACCUCAGCCACCACCGCCGGCGCCGCAGCAGAAAUCAUCGUCGGGUGCGGCCUCGGCCACGCCCCUGAUCAUAACGCCCACCCGGAAGGCGACCGGAUCGGACAACGAGCGCCUGCUGCCGCCCGCCGCCGGCCAGGCGCCCAAGAAGCAGAAGACCAGCGAGGAGUACGACUCGUCGGCCACCGAGACGGCGGACGAGGAGAACGAGAACUCGCCGGCGAACCGGCAGAGUCCCAAGGUCCUGUUCCCCAGCAGCGGUGGCGCCGGGGCCGGUGGCCAUGCCAACAAUGUGGCUGGCCUGCAGCCGCCCGUGGUGGUGCCGCUGGGCGCGGGAGGACAGCCGGGACAGCAGGCCAACGGACCGAUGGGUAUGCGUCGCGAGGCGGUGAACAAUGUCCAGGAUUGUGUCUACUCGGUGAUCGAGAGAUCCCUGAAGCACAAAGCACCCCAGCCCAAGGGAGGAUCUGGCCAAGGACAGGGACAGGGACAACAGCAGCAGCAGCAGCAGCAGGGAUCCGGAGGACAGCCCGUCCAAAGCCAGUCCCCGUCCCAGCAGCAACAGCAACAAUCGGCCAACAACCUGGAACGGAAGGAACUGACCAUUGUCCGGGAGUACCGACAGGAUCCGUCGGGUAUAUUGAAGCAGCAGGGCGGCGGAGUAAGUGCAUCGCCCACUUCCCAGGCGGGCAGCUUGCCGCACGGCACCUCCGUGCAGAAGCUGGGCAGCAGCCGCUCCGGCCCGCCGCCUACCAGCGGCAGCAACAACGGCACCACCAGCGACUCCAGCCUGGCCACCCUGUCGGUGGUUAAUCCCCACCUGGGCGUGGGCCUCGCCCAUCCCAGCCUGAUGGGUCACGGCGGGGUGGACAAGGCCACCAUAACGCCGGUGGUGAAGGGCGGCUCGGGCGCCAGCAAAGGUGGCACCACGCCGACCCCGCCGGAAACCAUCAUCUACAACGUCCCGGCGGCUCAUCCGCGCUCGGUGCACGGCGCCCACCCGUCGCAGCAUCUGCAGCAUGCCCCCCACCCGGUGGUGCAUCAUCCGGUGCAGCAGCAGCAGCAGCAACAAGUGCAGCAACAGGUGCAGCAGCAGCAGAUGCUCCAAGUGCCGGAGCCGGAGCCGCAAACCCUGGACUUGAGCAUCAAGAAGCCACCCCGGGACGGGCAUUCGCCGCAUACGGGUCCGGGUGGUGGCGGCUCCUCGUCGAUCGCCUCGUCCGUCUCCUCGGACCGCCACCAUGUGGCGCCACCGACCAUGUCCAGUGCCAUGAAGCACAUCGUCCGCUCCACGGGCAUGUAUCGCGGCGAAGUUCCGCCCCCCAACUCGUAUCUGUAUCCCCAGCCGCCGCCCCAUGGCGUCCUGAAGGCCACCGGCGGUGUGGGCGUGGUCCCGGGAGUGGGAGUGGUGCCGGGUGUGCCCGGCGGAUCACUCUACGUGCAGCCGGGGCCAGUGCCCAUCUCGAUAUCCGGACAAGGGCAGCUGCCACCGCGGGCCGGGCAACCGCCGCCGGCACAGCCGCCUCCGGGCCGGGGCGGAGUGGGUGUGAAGGGAGCACCGCCGAAGCUGAGUCCCCAGCAGGCCCACCAUCCCAUGCAUCCCUCGCAGCAGCAGCAGCAGGCCCAGCAGCAGGCGCAGCAGCAACAGGCCGCAGCAGCGGCAGCCGCCGUGGCCAAUGCCCAGCUGCUGGCCAAGAGUGGCUCCAUCACCCACGGCACCCCGGCGAACAGUGCCCAGCAGCAGAUCAUAGUCCAUGCGGCAGCAGUGGCCGCCGCAGCAGCCGCCUCCACGCCCUCCAUGCUGAGCCCCAAGUUCGAGGGGCUCGUCCAGCGCCAGACAACGCCGGACGGUGGCCCGGGAUCGGGCGGCUCCGGCGGCGGCAGUGGCAGCAACAAGCACGGCUCCAUCACCCAGGGCACGCCCCUCCACAUGCCGCCCCACCACCUGGAGAGCAAGCGGGCCUACGAGUUCUACAAGAGCUCCUCGCGUCACAGUCCCGCCCAGCAGCCGGGCUCCCAGCAGCAGCAGCAGCAGCAACAGGUCCUGCCGCCGCCGCCGCAGCAGUCCUCGCCGCAGGCACCGCCCCCGCAGGGCUAUGGCGUGGGCGUGGGCUCCCCCUACGCCCGCUCGCCGUUCGGCGGAGUCGUGGAACAGCCACCGGUGCUGAGCACGCGCCAGAUUGUGAUGAACGACUACAUCACCUCGCAGCAGAUGCAGGGCCAGCAGCAGCAACAGCAGCAGCAGCGCAACAUGUCGCGCGGCAGCAGCGCCAGCGGCGGAGGUGGCGGCGGCUCCGACAAGGAGUCGCCCUCGCCCCGCAACAGUGUGGGCAGUGCCGGCGGCUUCGGGGGCUAUGGCGACAAGGAUCCAGCAGGUCCCAGGGGCCGGCCAGAGUACUCGAGUCGCGCCUCCCCAGCCGACCACGCCAACAGCACUCCCAGUCCACAUCGUACGCCACCGCCACAGCGCCAGGGCGUCAUCCAGCGGCACAACACCGGCUCCAAGCCGCCAUCGCCAGCAGCUCCGCCCCCAAGCCGGAUGCACAUUGUGACUCCCUACCAGUAUACUCAAGCCGGCCACGAUGCCUUGGCCUCGUUUGUGGACGUGGCGGUGCAGCAGCCCCAGCUGCCAGUGCCCUCCCAGAAGGACGACAAGUCGCCGGGAUCGGCUCAGGGCCCGGGACCGGGUCCGGGGCCAGGUCCUUCGCCGGGCGGACCUUCGGCUCCGCCACCGCCACACGCUCUGGUGGGUGUGGGGCAGCCACCGCCACCCCCGGCCGCUCACCACGAGCUGUCCCGGUACCGGGAUCUGGCCAUGCAACAGCACAUGGCCGCCGUGGUCCACCAGCAGCAGCUGGCGGUCCAGGCCCAGCACCAGCAGUACCGCCACCACCUGAGCGCCGCCCACGUCGACCUGCAGCGGCGCAUGGAGCAGGCCAAGCGCGACCAGCGCCAGCAACAGCAGCAGCACAACCACGCCCUGGAGCAGCGCGACCGCGAGAUCCUCCAGAGCCAGGAACGGAUGCAGCGGGAGCGGGAGCGGGAGCGGGAGCGGGAGCGCGAACGAGAGCGCGAUCAACAGCGUGAGCGGGAGAGAGAACAACGCGAACGCGAGCGGGAAAGAGAGCGCGAGCGCGAGCGCCGGGAGCAGGAUCGGGAGCGGCGGGUGGUGGCCGAGGAGCGGGAGCGCGACAGCCGGCGCAUGGAGCGCAUGUUCGGCGGCGGCGUGGUCACAGCAGCCGGAGCAGGCGGCGGAGGACCACCGCCCGGACACUACAUACGCGCCGCGGUCCCCGAGCCGGGUCCACCACGGUCCAUGCCCGACCGGGAGAGAGACUAUUACCGUGCCGCCCACGGCGGUCCCCCGGCGGAGGAUGCGCCUGGCCAGCUGAGUGCCCAGAGCCUGAUAGACGCCAUCAUCAAGCACGAGAUCAACCGGACGAACGACACCACCGGAGCGACGGUUCGCUCCGAGUUUCCACGCCCCUCGCCGGCAUUCGCCAGCCACGCUCCGCCGCCGCCGCCCCGCUCGUCGGCCGGGCCCGGGGUGCCCGGUGGCGCCGGCACCCGAUCCUCGCCGGGCAAUGUCCUGCAUCCGCUCUUCUUGCGCGAUCACCGGCAGGCCCACGAGGCCGGCGCAGUGUCCCUGCUGACGGCGGAGAACAACGGCAAGCCCAGCUCGUCCAGCUCACCCAACGUGAUCAACAUCGAUCUGGACCAGGAGCGCAUCUCGGCGGCGGCGGCUGCAGCAGCGGCAGCAGUGGCCCAUCAGCAGCAGGGCGCUCCGCCGUCCUCCGGCCCGGGCGGACAGUCGCGCUCCGUGCACGGACACGUGCGCACGCCGACCUCCCAGGCGGGUGGUGGGGGCGCCGGUGGAGCACCACCUGGCUCCCAGCAGAUACACACCAAGAGCAUCACCUUCGGGGAGCUCACCGACUCGAUAAUCACCAACGACUACGGCACCAGUCCGCACCUGCGACCGACACCCCCAUUCAUGACCUACAUGCAGGAGCCGCAGCCGAUCCUCCUCGACCGCUGGAAGCCGAACCGCCGCAUGCAGCACAAGGCCGAGGAUGGCAAGCAGCAGCAGCAGCAGCAUCCGGGCGGCAAUCCGCCGGGCGGUAAUCCGAGCGGCGGCUCAGCUGGCGGAUCGAGCGGCGGACGCGCCAAUACCCCCGGAGAGGAUGGCCGGAACAUCAUACGGAUGCCCCAGGCAGUCAGUCCUCGGAAGUACACCCACGAGCUGAUGUUGCAUCAGGUGCUGGCGGCCACGGCUGCGGCGCCCGGACACUACUUCCCGCCGGCACCGCCCGGCUCGGUGGUGGGACGUGUCGGAGCGCCCAUGCCGCCGGACCAGCGUGGCGGACCUGGUGGCGGUGCUGGACCGCCGGGCAGCGGAGGUGAAGGCCCACCCGGCGGAGGACCCGGCGGCGGGGCAGGCGGCGGAGGUGGCGGUGGAUCCACCAACAUCGAUAACUAUGUCAAGAACCGGAUAGCCGAGGUGAUGCGCGACGACAUCUGCUACGCCAAGACCCGGAUUGUGGAAGUCCGGUCCGAGGACGAGGUGACCGCCGAUAUGGUGGCCGCCGCAGCCGCCCACCAAACGCACGCCUCGGCGAUGCACGCCGCUCAUGCCGCCCAUGUGGCGCACGCAGCCCAUGCCGCACACGCCGCCGCCUUGGAGCAACAGCAUCGCAGCAAGGCGGAGCCGCCACCGCCGGAGAUCAGUGUCUCCCGGAAGACGCCCAAUCAGUACGAGGUGGUGGACGCCAGCGGCCGGCGUUCGGCCGGAGGAAGUAGUGCCGGCAGUGGCGGAUCCGUGUCCGUGUCCGUUUCGGGGGCCAAUAGCCACCAUUCGCCGUACCAUCCACCACCCACGGCCUAUGCCCCCAACACCUACGCCUUCCCGUACAGUGCUCUGACGGUGCCGAGUGCCGCCGGCGGUCUGCCGCCCCCGCAGCCCCUGCAACUGGCCGCCCACCAGGUGGUGGCGCCGCCCGGGCACAUCAGCAAGGCGGCCAAGGCGGCCCUGGCCCUGAGCGAACUGGGCGCAGCCGGCGGUGGCGUCUCCCUGGUAGUGGGUGGUGGAGCUGGCGGUGGUGGCGGACCUCCUGGCGGCGGGCCGGGCGGUAUACCGGGCGGCGGCAGUGGCGCUGGAGGUCCUUCGGGUGGCGGCGGUGGUCCCGGAGGACCCGGUGGUGUCGUCAAUCCCGUAUCGGUGGCAUCGGUGGCAGCCGCUUCCGCAGCCACAGCGGCCGCAGUGACAGCCGUGUCGGCGGCCAGUGAACCGAAGCCUCUGCUGUCCUCCAAGUACGAGGCCCUCAGCGACGAGGAUUAGUU